Molecule: messenger RNA, 632 nt
Organism: Ctenocephalides felis (cat flea)
Lineage: Eukaryota; Metazoa; Arthropoda; Insecta; Siphonaptera; Pulicidae
Product: dolichol-phosphate mannosyltransferase subunit 3-like
Exons: 3
Coding region: 292-597 (101 amino acids)
Biological process (GO): GPI anchor biosynthetic process
Cellular component (GO): dolichol-phosphate-mannose synthase complex; endoplasmic reticulum membrane
Source: RefSeq, a predicted model, not a curated record
CUUUAUUUUGUUACAUUUGACGUUAAAUAAUUGUGAUUUAGAAGAAAAUUUAUUUUUAAGUCAUAUUUGAGAAAAUUUGAAUUUUUUAAUUUUCAAUAUUUUGGUGUGUAAAUUCUUAGGCAAUGCUCAUACAUACAAUAUGUUUUUCUUAUCGGCAUUGACAUCAGCAAUUUCAUAGUCUUGAUAACCUAAUAAUCUUCCUUAAUUAUCCAAUUUGAAAUCCAACCAAUGCUUAUUGCAGAAAAAUCACGAUAUUUUCUGAUAACCAAAUAGAAUCUACUGAAUAGCAAAAUGACCAAGUUAGUAGAAUGGACAUUUGUUAUGUCUUGUGUUUUGGGCAUAUGGAGUAGUAUUGUUACAAAAACACUUCACAUACCUUUUCUUGAUGACUGGCUUCAUUUGAUAUUACCUUUACCAUUGCUUCUUAUAUUUUUAUUUGGUAUUUACUCUGUCUCAGCAGUUCUUUAUGGUGUAUUCACUUUUAAUGAUUGUCCUGAAGCAGCUAAAGAAUUGCAAAAUCAAAUCGCAGCAGCAAAAUCUGAGUUACGUCAAAAGGGUUUCAUUUUUAAAGAAGAUCAGUACAAUACUAUUAAAUGAUUAAUGUAUAAUAUAUUAAUUUGUAUUUUAUUUAA